AUGACUGAAAAGAAAAAAGAAGGAAUAAAUGGCAUUGCUCUUGAGGAAAUGGGGACCCAGGAACAGGAGACUAAGAAAGAGCAGAAGACAUUUACUGUGGAAGACGCUGUGGAAACAAUUGGGUUUGGAAGGUUCCAUAUUGCACUUUUUCUGAUCAUGGGCAGUACUGGAGUGGUAGAGGCCAUGGAGAUUAUGCUUAUUGCGGUUGUGGGUCCAGUUAUUCGUUGUGAAUGGCAACUUGGAAAUUGGCAAGUGGCAUUGGUGACAACAAUGGUCUUUUUUGGCUACAUGCUAUCCAGUGUAAUCUUCGGAGUUUUAGCUGAUCGAUAUGGCCGCUGGAAAAUUUUAUUUCUUUCUUUCAUCUGGGGAGCAUAUUUCUCGUUGCUGACAUCGUUUUCUCCGUCAUACAUCUGGUUUGUUUUCCUCCGGACCAUGGUGGGAUGUGGCGUGUCGGGUCAUGCUCAAGGGCUUAUAAUAAAAACUGAAUUCUUGCCUACAAAGUAUCGGGGCUAUAUGCUGCCAUUGUCACAGGUAUUUUGGUUGGCAGGAUCAUUGCUAAUUAUUGGACUGGCAUCAGUGGUCAACCCAACCCUUGGGUGGCGAUGGCUGAUAAGAAUUGCCUCUCUCCCGGGCAUCAUUCUCCUUUUAGUAUUUAAGUUUAUCCCUGAAUCUGCUCGGUAUAAUGUUUCUAGUGGAAAUGACAAAGCUGCCGUUGCAACGCUGCAGUGGAUUGCCAAGAUGAACCAUUCCGUCAUGCCCGAAGGAAAGCUCGUGGAACCUGUUAAUGAAAGAAGAGGUCGAUUCAAAGACUUAAUGGAUCCCAAAUACUUACGGACAACUUUGCAGAUCUGGAUUAUAUGGCUUGGGAUAUCUUUUGCUUACUAUGGUGUCAUCCUGGCCAGUGCUGAGUUACUAGAGAAGAAACUGGUCUGUGGCACAAGAGGAGGAGGAGGAGCUGAAGAGGCAGCCGCUGGCAAUGAUGCCGAGGAGAUCCGGAGCCCUUGCUUAUGUCAUUUGUUUGCCCCUUCCGAUUACCAGGUCAUGAUCAUCAGCACAAUUGGAGAGAUUGCAUUAAACCCUGUAAACAUUCUGGGCAUCAAUUUGCUGGGGAGGCGACUGAGCCUGACAAUAACUAUGGGGUGUACAGCACUGUUCUUCCUUCUCCUCAACAUAUGCACUUCCAGCUCAGGCCUCAUUGGUUUUCUCUUCAUGUUGCGGGCCUUGGUAUCUGCAAAUUUCAAUACCAUCUACAUUUAUACAGCAGAGGUUUAUCCUACUUCAAUGAGAGCUCUGGGACUGGGGACUAGUGGAUCUCUGUGUCGCAUUGGUGCUAUGGUGGCACCUUUUAUAGCACAAGUGCUCAUGAAUGCUUCUUUCUUGGGAGCGCUUUGCCUGUUUGCUUCCGUCUGUGUUGUAUGUGCAGUCUCAGCUUUUACUCUACCCAUAGAGACCAAAGGAAGAGCACUUCAGUACGAAGCAGCGAAGUAUGAGUCUCAGUCCACAGAUGUAGAAAUCAUCUCAAAAUUUCCUCCAGAAAAUGAAUGUUGA
Gekko japonicus is the source of this 1548-nucleotide messenger RNA. It is a transcript of the gene SVOPL, whose product is annotated as SVOP-like. The record is from RefSeq and is a predicted model, not a curated record. NCBI's taxonomy places the organism in Eukaryota, Metazoa, Chordata, Lepidosauria, Squamata, Gekkonidae. The coding region runs from base 1 to 1548 and encodes 515 amino acids. Gene Ontology annotation, cellular component: membrane. Gene Ontology annotation, molecular function: transmembrane transporter activity. Gene Ontology annotation, biological process: transmembrane transport. The transcript is spliced from 15 exons.